AAUCUUAUCCGUUUUAUCCCCGGUCUCCCGCUAACCGUGUAUAAAGUUCCAAUCGGAGCUUCCAUUGGCCCGGAAACGGAGCUGGAAGAAGAAGGACCAAAUCCUUGUGUGAUACGAGCGGAAGGCAAGAGAAAUGCUGAGAUCCGUCGCUAUCCCGUCUCCAUCUCCCUCUUUUGCUUCGAGUUUUUUAUUGGAGCCCGCCGCCGUCGAUGUCUCGCUGGGUCGGACGGUGAGACCGAGCGUGGUCUGCAACGCGCAGAGGAGCAACGCCUCCAUACCGAAGCUCGAGCCCUUCAGCAGGAGCCGGAUUGAUAGGCGGAUGAAGGAGCCGUCUUUCUUGCAGAAAUCAGAGAACGAUCUCACAGAUUACUGUUCGAUACUUGAAGGCGAUGAGUCCUACAGCUGUUGGAGGGCCUAUUUUGAACUAAAGGAUCUUGAGAAGGAAAUGUCAAAAGAGGAUGUGGAGAAGCUAGUGAGGCAAUCUGGUGGAGUGAAAUCCCUCAUUGACUGUUUACAUGGGAUCACAAGAAUGCAAAAGAAGAAGGACAAAGAAGUCCAAAAUCCCACAUCAUUGAUAAUAGAGGCACAGACGGAAAGACCUUUCCCUGUGCCUGAUGGACUGCCCAAAACCCCUGAAGAGCUGGAAGAAGAAGAAAAGGCUAGAAUGCCAGACUCUCCUUUCACCAGGCUACUUAGAAGCAAGGGUACGCUUCCUGCUUGGUAUACACAAGGGCCAGAUCAUGAAACUGAUUGAGUUGCUUUGGUGUUGAUGACUGAAUCAUUGUAUAUAAAGCUUUCCAUGUUUGAGUUCUCUUCAAGUGCAACUUUACAGCUGGGGAUUCAGGUUGAUGCAGCAGUUAGAGUCAGAAAUCUUGCCUCAAGUAGACCGACCAAGUGUACUAUCAACUUUAUACUUUGUUGUUAGCUUUUACCAAUCAUUAUUCAUGGCACUUGAGUUGGAUCAAGUCUUUUCUGUCCAAACAUGAAUCUCAUCUUGCUGAAUAUUUAUAUAUGUUUGAAGUAUUGAAUGUGAAAAUCUAUAGGCCUGUAUUUCCAAAUUGA
Messenger RNA from Elaeis guineensis (African oil palm), 1062 nucleotides. Its product is annotated as CCG-binding protein 1. Gene Ontology annotation, cellular component: nucleus; cytosol. Lineage: Eukaryota; Viridiplantae; Streptophyta; Magnoliopsida; Arecales; Arecaceae. Gene Ontology annotation, biological process: pollen tube guidance. Gene Ontology annotation, molecular function: mediator complex binding. The record is from RefSeq and is a predicted model, not a curated record.